Molecule: messenger RNA, 1233 nt
Organism: Ornithodoros turicata
Lineage: Eukaryota; Metazoa; Arthropoda; Arachnida; Ixodida; Argasidae
Gene: Wdr82
Product: WD repeat-containing protein 82-like
Exons: 9
Coding region: 131-1099 (322 amino acids)
Cellular component (GO): Set1C/COMPASS complex
Molecular function (GO): protein binding; chromatin binding
Source: RefSeq, a predicted model, not a curated record
AAACGAGGAACGUCCUAAAGAGAGAAGAGCGUUUUGGCGCCGCUGAGAGAUUUGUGAAAAGUGUAACAAAUGAAGCGGACUCGGCAAAUAACCAAAACUUAUAUCGGGAGGAACGUGAAUCAGUGAAUUCAUGCGUAAACCGGAGAACAUGAAGCUCGUAGACAACGUCGUGAAGAGUUUCCGAGUUGCCAAAGUUUUUAGGGAGAACACAGAUCGAAUUAACAGCAUCGACUUUUCACCGAACGGUGAAACUCUUAUCUCUAGCUCGGACGAUGAUUCAAUCGUUAUAUACGAUUGUGAGAAAGGAACGCACAAGCGAACACUUAACAGCAAAAAAUACGGUGUUGAUCUCAUUCACUACACACAUGCGGCCAACACAGCUAUCCACAGUUCCACUAAAGUGGACGAUACAAUCAGAUAUCUUUCUCUGCACGACAACAAGUAUAUUCGCUACUUCCCUGGCCACACAAAGAAGGUAGUGACAUUGUGUACAUCACCGGUAGACGACACAUUCUUGUCUGGUUCUCUGGACAAAACCCUCAGGCUGUGGGACCUGCGGUCACCAAAUUGUCAGGGUGUCAUGCAUUUAACUGGAAGGCCUGUGGGGAACUUUGAUCCUGAGGGACUCAUCUUCGCUGUAGGACUGAACUCCGAACUUGUCAAGCUCUAUGACUUACGAACAUUUGAUAAGGGCCCAUUCAACACAUUUAAGCUGCCCCAGGAUAAAGAUUGUGACUGGACAGGGCUCAAGUUUAGCCCAGAUGGCAAGAAUAUCCUCAUCUCUACCAAUGGCUCUGUCAUUCACCUCAUAGAUGCAUUUCAGGGCACACCGCAACAGACAUUCACUGGCCAUACAAACAAUAAGGGUGUCCCGUUAGAAGCAUCGUUCAGCCCCGAUUCACAGUUUGUAUUCAGUGGCUCAACGGACGGACGAGUGCACGUCUGGAGCACUGCCGAGGGUGGUUCCAAGACGGCAGUACUCAACUGUGACCACACAGGGCCUGUUCACUGUGUACAGUUUAAUCCCAAGUACAUGAUGCUCGUCUCAGCCUGCACAAACAUGGCAUUCUGGCUCCCAAGCAUCGACGAAGCCCUGUGACAUCCCAUUUUGCUGCAUCAUGUUCCACACUGUACAGUUUCUUUUCCCGGAGUAUCAUUUUUCUUUUUUCUGGCCAACUUCGCAUCGCUGUCACUUUUAAAAGGAAAAGAAGUCAUUUUACUCUUUUACUGACA